CCUGAUCAUUGGAUUAUAUAAUUAUGUAUAAUCACCUCACCAAGCAUCAAGAUCAUAUUGUUUUUAAGAAAUAAUAAAAAUGGAUCAUCUUAUCCUUCCUCUUUCUCCAACAACAACUUCGAAUAGAUGGUGGUCAGAGGAAACAACGGCGGUUGUGACCGGAGCAAACAAAGGUAUAGGGUUUGCGGUGGUGAAGAGGUUAUUGGAGCUUGGACUAACCGUCAUCUUAACCGCCAGAAACGUUGAAAAUGGAAGCCUCGCCGCCGAUUCCCUCCGCGGCGCUGGCUUUCGGAACGUUCAUUUUUGUUGCCUCGACAUCUCCGAUCAUUCUUCCAUCGCCGCCUUCGUCUCCUGGUUCCGUCUCAACUUCGGUGUACUCGACAUUUUGGUGAAUAACGCCGCCGUUUCAUUCAACGCCGUCGGCGAGAAUUUCAUCAAACAUCCAGAGACCAUCAUUAAGACCAACUUUUACGGUGCCAAGCUUUUAACGGAGGCACUUUUGCCGCUAUUUCGCCGUUCGGUCUCCGUUAGCCGCAUCCUUAACAUUAGUUCAAGGCUUGGCGCUUUAAACAAAUUGGGAAGCCCUAGUAUAAGGCAAACCCUAGAAAAUGAAGACCUUACCAAUGAACAAAUCGAGGCGACGGUAGCUCAAUUUCUGGAGGACGUGAAGAGCGGGAAGUGGCAGAAGCAAGGUUGGCCGGAAAAUUGGUCGGACUACGCCGUCUCUAAGAUGGCCUUAAACGCUUACUCUAGGGUUUUGGCUCGACGUUACAACGGCAAAAAACUAAGUGUGAAUUGUUUAUGCCCUGGUUUCACUCGUACGUCUAUGACCGGUGGCCAGGGGACUCACACGGCGGAUGAUGCUGCUGCCACCGUCGCGAAGUUGGUGUUGCUUCCUCCGGAAAAGCUGCCCUCGGGCAAAUUUUAUAUAUGUUUAGACCCCGAGAAGAUUAUGUCCAGGUUGUGAUUUUUUUUUUUUUUUUUUAAAUUUUUUAUACACUCCUACAAGCAUAAUUAUUAGAUCACUAUUGUUGUUUAUACACUAUUUCGGUUACUGGAGCAAAAUAAAAAUUAAUAUAUUUUAUGUUUAUGUCAUAUAAAUUAUGACGUUCUAAUUUGAAAAGUGUGG
Molecule: messenger RNA, 1129 nt
Organism: Thlaspi arvense
Lineage: Eukaryota; Viridiplantae; Streptophyta; Magnoliopsida; Brassicales; Brassicaceae
Source: the annotation of a GenBank genome assembly